Messenger RNA from Cryptomeria japonica (Japanese cedar), 5937 nucleotides. RefSeq lists its product as uncharacterized. The transcript has 11 exons. Bases 292 to 5307 code for a protein of 1671 amino acids. The record is from RefSeq and is a predicted model, not a curated record. Gene Ontology annotation, molecular function: protein binding. Lineage: Eukaryota; Viridiplantae; Streptophyta; Pinopsida; Cupressales; Cupressaceae.
AAUAAGCAAACUGUAAAAUCUCUACAAACUGGAUCUCUCUUGCAGUACAAUUCUUGGCCCUCAAAAGUAAUCAGUCUUUCUCUGAAAAUUCGAAAACCACUUUUCUGCGGCCCAGAAAAGCGGUUUCAAGGGAGUUUCUAGCAAAUCGACAUAACUCCAAAGCCGAUCAGUCAGCGAUCCUCUCUUAGCAGACGAAGAUAUUCAAACACAAAUGUAGAAGCUGCAAAAGGAGGGAAAAAAAUCGCCAAGAAUAAGAACCAAAUUCAUACAAAAGAAAAUAAAUAAUAUUACAUGAUGUCGACAACAGUGAAUGCACGCAGCGCAAGUCGCAGCAACAGGGAAAACGAAGGCCAAGGGAUUCGAAACCGCGAUCAGCCCGUUCUAUUCAGUUCUUCCUUCGUUACUGGUAAUUCAAAUCCUAACCCAAACCCUAACCCUAAUCCAUAUUCAACUUUUGUCUUCAAGGAAAAUUCAUCGGCUCCUCAGUCAUUUUCUUCUGCAUCAUCGUCUGGUAGUAGCUUUGGAGGGGGAUCGUUUUUCCCCUUUUAUAGUUCUUCCUCUUCUUUUUCCUCCGCGGAAAAUGCUGCAUUUAAUAAUUCCACAUCUAUAGGGAUUAAUAAAACCAAUCAGAUCAAAGACACAGGCUUUACUUUUGAAUCUUCUUCAUCACUGGCGCACGGUUUAAAUAACGGUGAGAUGAAUGCCACUGGAAACUUUAACCCCUUUGCCAAUUCUUGGACGACUUCUGCAUUUGUUCCUUCCCCCAGGAAAUCCACGCCGCUGUGUGAAAUGGGUUCCAAUUUUCGGAAACAAGUACCAUCCCAUUCUACUUCAGCUCCGAGACCAAGGAUGGGGAAGGUCAGACGGAGUGGUUCUUCUGUUUCGGCCAAGGGAAAAUCAGCGGUCAAUAGUAGUUUGUUUUCGGGUAGGGAUUGUAAAAAUAACGUUGAUAAUGAAUAUUCUGGGUACAAUCCUUUUAGAUCGGUGAGUUCUAAUCAGUCUGAUCAUUGUUUUGUAAAUCCAACCUCCAAUACAAGCGCAAAUCUAAACAAUCAAAUCUCCUUUCCGAGUGUUUUUGGGGAGAAUGUUGGUAACGAGGGUUUUAAGCUUGGGCAGGAUAAUGGCAAUCUGAAAUAUUCUGCGAGGAACAAUUCUGCUAAGGAACGUGACGUUUUGGUUGAUAGGUCAAGCAGUUGUAAACUCUUCACGGAAAGUUCCGAGGUUAAUAGCAAUGUAGGGGUUUCAACUGGUAAAUCUUAUUUUAAGAAGUUUGAAGUUGGGGGUUUUACCUUCGGUGCAGGGGCAUUCAAUAAUAAGGUUUCGGUGAAGGAGAAAAAGGUAAAUGAGAUGGGGGCAUAUGAUAAUAAGGAACCAUUGAAGGCGAACAAGGAAAAUGAGGCAGGGGCAUAUGAUAAUAAGGUACCAUCAAAGGAGAAAAAGGAAAAUGAGGCAGGGGCAGGCUCAGUUUCUUGGUUUCCAGAGGUAAUUGGAAAUGUUAAUGUUGGAUGGGGAAGCACAAUCAAGGAGGCUAUCAAUGACAGCAUCUCAGGUGUUGAUGCUGGACAGCCAGAAUUUAAGGCAAAUGACAUAAAUUUUGGCUCUGCAGACACUAAUCUGCCAAGUCCAUUCAUGUUUAAUGCAGGGCGGAAGGAACAGCCUAGAACCGGUACUAGGCGUAGGCAGAAUUUGCACAACAGUGUGGAAGGAGUUGCCACUGGUAGCAGUAGCGGUAGUACAUUUCAGGGUCUGAAGAGUAGUGGGCAAAGCACAUUUGAUAUCUCAUUUGUUAGCCCAGCACCAUUUUCUGGUUUGAAAAGCAGUGACAUUUGUAUUACAAAUAAUCCAUUUGAUGCUCAGAAACCUCUCUCUGGUCAAAAUGUUGCAAGUUCUGCAGCUAAUAGUUCAUUUGGAGCUACAUCUAGUAGGUCAUUGCCUUCAAUCUUCACCUUUAAAGCAGCAGCGAAGCCAGAGAGUAUGAACAAGGAAGUUCCAAAACCAACUCCAAUGGCUGAACCUUUUAACUUAUCUUCAGGAUCGGCUUCUGCUUUCAGUGCUCCACAGUCUCCUUGUGGUUCUGCAAAAGAAACUGCCAAUAAAGAUCCAUUUAUUGCUCUAAGCAGUAGUGGAGAAAUGGGAGCUCUUCCUUCAGUUUUAGAAAUACCAAGACCUGGAGUUUCAUCGCCUACAAAGGGUACAUCCUGGCCAUUCAUGGAAAAUUUAUCGUCGAUUUUAAAUGAGCUAUCUAAGAUUAACUCCAAAAAAGGACCAAGCAAGAAUUGCAGUGCAAGGAAAAAGAGAGAAAAAAAUCAUUCGUCUGCUUCUGUGCGUCGUAAGGUUGGAAAACAAUCUGCUUCAAAUACAAGAAUGCAUAUGCCAAGUUCUUUGCAAACCAGUAAUGCGGAUGGAGGAUCACCAAUGGAUUUUUCUCCUUACAAUGAAAGUACUAUUAAAGAGGAAGUUCCUGCUGGCUAUGAUAACAUGCCAGGCUUAGGACCAUCUUCUGUUGCAUGGGCAACUCCUAUUCAUUCUGGUGUUCAGUCAGAACACAAAUUGCAUGAGUCGCUAGUUACGGAAGCUAAAGUUGAUGAGCUAAGAGCUGCGGCUGCAAAUUUGCAUAUUGGUGAUGAUAAGGAUAGAAAUUACAGAAUUUUCCACCAAGAGGAGUCAUUUAUUGGGAGAGAGCAUCACUCAAGGCAGACAAAUGGUAGAACAGAUGAAUCAGAAUGCAAUGUUUGUAAUAUAGGUGGCAAAGGUAAAUCGUCAUCUUCUGAAUAUCAUUCAUCUAUCUCUAGUUAUGAAAGUGAGCAAUUAAAAUCUAGAAUGGAGAAAGUGAGAAUCGAAGAGAAUACCUCUACUCCUAGUUCUGAAAGUGAGUUGUUAUCUGCUAGAUUAGAGAAAGUGAGAGCUAGAAUGGAGAAAGUGAGAAUCGAGAAGAAGACAUCUAUUCCUAGUUCUGAAAGUGAGUUGUUAACUGCUAGAUUAGAGAAAGUGAGAAUUGAAGAGCAGGCAUCUAUUCCCAGUUCUGAAACUGAUCAGUUGAAUUCUAGAAUGGAGCAAGUGAAAAUUGAUGACUGUGAAAAUAUGAACAAUGCUCCAGAAGAUGAAGGGUGCUGUCACAAUAAGAAAUUUACCUUUGGGGCAUCUUCUCCAACAAGUUCUACACAAUCGUCAAGAUUGAAACAAUUUGGCAGAAGAAAAUUUCGACCAAAAGUUGGAGAAAAAAUGUGUGCAUCAAGUGGUGAAUUAAAAUUUGAUAUGCCUCAUUUAACUGCACAGAGUUUUGAUGAAAGAGAUGGAAUGCAAGUGCAUAAUUCAAUACCUAGAGGAGGUAAAUCUAAAGAUACAAUACAGAAAGGUGAAGGGGAAGCCAAAACAACUGGUAAUCCUGGUAGAUUGUUCAAUGGAUCCACCAUUUCAGAGCCUUCUUUUCCAUUUCAGUGUAAGCACAAAGAGGACAGUGGAAUGGUAGUCAGUCCAAGAGCUGUGAAGAGUGCAGUAGCAGAGCAGGCUUGUGAAAAAUGGCGGCUUCGUGGAAAUCAGGCAUAUGCAAAUGGAGACUUUCCUAAAGCAGAGGAUUGUUAUUCACGAGGGGCAAAUAGUGUAUCUCCUAAUGAGACAUCUCAAAGCUGUAUCAGAGCAUCGAUGCUGUGCUAUAGCAAUCGUGCAGCCACACGGAUGGCUGUUGGAAGAAUGAGGGAGGCACUUGCAGAUUGCAUGCGGGCUAUGGCCAUUGAUCCAAAUUUUUUGAGAGUUCAAUUAAGAGCUGCUAGUUGCCACCUUUCCCUUGGAGAGAGUGAGGCUGCAGUUUCAUUAUUCAAAGCAUGCUUACGCUUGGCACAAGAGGUUGAUAAUCUAGACCUGAAGUUAGCAUCUGAAGCUUCUGAAGGGCUGAGAAGGGCACAGCAAGGGUGGGAAUAUACAGAUCGAGCAGCAGAACUUCUAGAUAUGAGGAAUUUUGGAGAUGCAACAAAUGCAAUGCGUACACUAAAUGAAGCAUUAUCAAUCAGUCCACAUUCUGAGCGUUUGCUUGAAUUAAAAGCUCUUGCUCUUUUAUAUUUACGAAAAUAUGAGGAGGCCAUACAGGUAUGUGAGCAAAGCUUGGAUUCUGCAGAACGGAAUUACUCUUUAACAAACAAUGAAACUCAACUGGGAAAUGAAGAUUCACUUGGGAGCUUGGCAAAGUUUCCUGUUAAGCUAUGGCGGUGGCGUAUAAGUUCCAAGGCAUAUUUCCACUUGGGCAAAUUGGAGGAGUCCCUUGAUUUACUAUUGAAGUAUGAGGAAGUAAAUUCUCUUGCCGAAAGGACUGGCAAUCAGGGCCAGGAAACACUGACAUCCUUUAUAUCUACAGUCCGUGAUCUAUUACGCCACAAGGCUGCAGGAAAUAAAGCUUUUCAAGCAGGUAAGCAUUCUGAAGCAGUGGAGCAUUACACGGCUGCAUUGGCAUGCAAUGGUGAGUCGUGGCCUUUCACGGCAGUUUGCUUUUGCAAUCGAGCUGCGGCCUCCCAAGCUUUGGGGCAUAUUGCUGAUGCUAUUGCAGAUUGUAGCCGAGCUAUAGCUCUUGAUAUAAACUAUCGCAAGGCAAUAUCACGGAGGGCCACUUUGCAUGAGAUGGUGCGUGACUAUGGACAAGCUACUAAUGAUCUUCAACGGCUCAUUACUCUUCUGGAAAAACAGCAACAGUCCAAAGGAAGCCAAACUUUAGGAUCAGGGAGCGUAAGUAUCAGUACGCAAGAUCUGAGACAUGCUCGUGACCGAUUUGCCAAGGCAGAAGAAGAAAUGAAAAGGGAACAUCCUUUGGAUCAUUACUUGAUCUUGGGCGUCGAGGCUUCUAGUAGUGGUGCUGAGAUCAAGAAGGCUUAUCGAAAAGCAGCCCUGAGACACCAUCCUGAUAAGGCUGGACAGUUUUUAGUGCGAAGUGAUAGUGGUGAUGACAGCCAUUGGAAGGAAGUAGGGGAGGAGGUUAGGAGAGAUGCAGAGAGGCUAUUUAAGAUGAUUGGAGAGUCGUAUGCAAUUCUUUCAGACUCUAGUAAGCGGCUGCGCUAUGAUACUGAAGAAGAGCUACGGAAACUACGGACACGAGGAAGCAACAGUGGAUCUGAAACUGUGUCAGAAGCUUAUCGCUAUCAGUAUGAGAAAGGCAAUAGGCGACAACGUGAGCGUUGGGAAUCAUGGAAUGGACAUACAAGCCAAUACCAGCGCUGGCAAAAUGGCCCAGAUGCUGCACAACCAGACACUUACGCUCGCUGGGCUUCAAAUAGCAACAGAUCUAGUGAUAGAUCUAGGUGGGAUGAUUGGGAUGAUAGCUGAAGCAACAUGUUCGUUGAUGGCCUAUUAUAUAAUUGGAAGCACCUAUUCAUGCCUUUAUUCUCAUGGUAUUUUUUGUUAGCAUCAAUUUUGAAUUGGUGUAUAAUAUAAUUUGAAGCACCUAUUCAUGCUUCUAUUCUCUGGGUAUUUUUUGGUAACAUAAAUCUAAAUGCCAUGCUAGAGCAUGGGUGGUUUCUUGUCUCUGGUGGGGCUAUGCAUGUAACUUUUCCUCUGGGAUGUGGGCUCCUACAUUAGUACAAGAGUAAAGCGCUGGAGUGGAGUUUUGGUUCUUCAAAGCACCAUCAUAACUCUCAUAUUCAACUUAUCAGGUGAUGGAAUGGGAGGCGUGGCAGAUUUGAAUUUAAGCUUCUUGAAUUACAAGAAACUGAUGGUUCUGAAUUUUACAUAUUCAAUGUAUGUGGAAGAUUGUGAAGUUUUGGAGAGUUUUGUUUAAUUAGUCUGCAAAAUUUGAUGUUAUUUGGUAAAUGAGUAAAGCCCCCUUCUCAAAUGACUAAAGUUGUAAAUCAAAUUUUAUGGGGUCUUGAGAGCAGGGGAUCUUAAAUUCGAAGAUCACAUGUAUAGACAAGGAAUAUAACUGUUGCAUAUGUUUUAAUGAAGCUGAUUAUUUGUAGA